CAUUCCCCGAACUUAAAUAAUCGAGUUAUUAAUAAGCAAGCAAGAUGGACAACCUUCUACCAAACGAGCUUGAGGAAUUGAUCGUGUGUAGCUGCUGUCACUUGACAUUCAACGACACAGAUGCUCAACCGAAAUUAUUCUCGUGUCGACAUUAUUUCUGUCUGAAGUGUAUCAGUACAAUUCUUCUUAAAGGAAGGGAACUUUAUUGUAUUCAUUGUUGGAAGCGUACAGAACUUCCACAACCCGACAUGAAACCUGAGAGCCUUCCAACAUACAAUGCAAUCCUUUAUCUGUCGCAAAACAUGAUCAAUAUUAAGACAAAGAAAAUCAUUAAUGCUGACAAGAAUCAAUUCUCGCCGACCAACAUAUCAACCAGUUUAACCAACAAGAUACGUUCGAACGAGAACUGCUUAACACAUGCAAUGCCAAAUAGCUUGUGGUGUCUUAAAUGCAAUGUUUUAGUUUGUCGAGCUUGUGCUAGCACCGAAGAUCAUCGAAAUCAUACUGUGAAGAGCUUGAAUGAAGCUAAAGAAACAAUUCACAACGACAUCCUCUCCGAACUGAUAAAGAUGCAGAAGAAGCUCACCGAACUUCAACAUUUAGUGUUUAAGCAACGUGAUUUUCUAUUGAAGAUUCUUGAAAGUUGCACUACGCUCAAGACACAAAUCGAAACUGAACUCAUCAACCAUGUUCCGACGCUUGAAAUAAGCGACAUUCGUAGCAACUUAUCAAAGGCAAAAUUAACUUUGACACUUCUCGAACAUCAACCAUCGCCAGCUGAAGCUUAUCGUUUGUUCACAAGCUUAAGUAUCGAAAAGCAGCGAUUACAAUUCAAGUGCAAUGAAAUGUUAUUACAAUGUAAACUUGAGGAGAUUGUUCAGAAUUAUGGAUCAUUGUUGGACUUUGAUAUGUUGAAGCAAAUCUCAUCAGCUUUGAAUGCGACCGGCAUUGAUUCAAUUACUCUCAACGAUAAUCAACUCAUCAUGAAUGCGACUAACAACAACAUCAACAACAACAAUAAUAAUAAUAAUAACAAUAACAACAUUUCUUCACUCACGAAUGUAAACAGCAAUAAUUUAAAUAACAACAAUAAUAACAUCAAGAAUAAUAAUUCGACACAACCAACAACGCCGAUCUCAAGCGGCUCGGGAAGUGGUGGUGCUGGUGGUAAUAACAACCCUGCGUCGCCAUUCAAUUGUAAUCAUGCAAUGGCGAACAUGGGCCACAAUAACAUGAUUCUGUUGUUGGCAAAUUAUUGUAUUUCCCAACUCUACUCCCAUCACAUUCUCACAAGUAAAACGAUGGCUCAAGCUCUUGCCACUGCCACCUCAUCGCAGACGACAAAAAACAGUAGCAACAUUACCAAUAAUAAUAUUUUACUUGGUGGAUUGGGAGUGAUUGGAAUGCUGCCAGAUCAUAUGGGCCAACUCUCAAUGCAACAUGAUCACAUUCUCCAUCAUAAAUUCCAAGAAUCUCCUUCUAGUGGAUUCUUGCAAAGUGAUUUACUGGCUAAUAUUGGUGGUCAUAUUGGAAACGGAAGUGUCUCGAGUUUCAUGUCGAGUAGUCGUCAAAUUCAUCAUACGCCGCCUCCAUUAAGUUUCUUACCCGAUCUUAAUGGUAUGGCGUUGCAACAUUCAUUACAUUCCACAACAAAUAACAAUCUUACUACAACAACAACGACCAUCGCAAGCACACAACAACCGACAAUUGCUGCCAUCGUUCAGAAUCCGAGCGUACACGUUUAUCCAAUUUACUUUUUCAAUAUUGAAAUCAAUGGUAGUCCAUUCGGAAGAAUCUUGAUUGAAGUGCGGAACGAUGUCGCACCAAAAAUGGCAAAAAAUUUCGGGUCGCUUUGCACCGGCGAGCUUGGUUUUGGGUACAAGGGUUGCAGUAUCUUUCAAUGUUGGGAAAAUGAAAGCAUAAUUACGGGUGAUUUUGAGCUGAACAAUGGUCGAGGCGGUCGUUCGGUGUUCGAGGAUAGCUUCUUCAUGCCCGACGAUACAAAAAUCUUAGCGAUUCGUGGCUCGGUUGGCAUGCGUCGAAGUCAAAAGCGUCACGAUAAUCUCGGCCUUGUUGGCUCACAAUUUCGCAUCAUUUUAAGAGAGAUGAGAGGAUUUACUGGAAUAUUUGCAUUUGUUGUUGAAGGCUUGGAUCUUGUGGAUAAGAUAAGUAAGGCGGGUGAUUCUGCGGGUAAGCCGCAAAGUAAUGUGAUCAUAGUUAAUUGUGGCAAAUGGCAAUAGUGAGCUUGACUUUUAUUCGAUUCGAUUCAUUCGUUAUGCGUUUUACCUUCGAUGAAAAAAACCGAUUAAGAAAACCAAAAAAACAAAAAAAAAUUAAAACAUUGCAAAUAGUUUUUAGCGAAAAAAAAAGAGAA
Messenger RNA from Clunio marinus, 2374 nucleotides. NCBI's taxonomy places the organism in Eukaryota, Metazoa, Arthropoda, Insecta, Diptera, Chironomidae. The record is from the annotation of a GenBank genome assembly.